This is a messenger RNA of Bufo gargarizans (Asiatic toad), 2586 nucleotides long. It is a transcript of the gene CRYZ, whose product is annotated as crystallin zeta. Bases 104 to 1954 code for a protein of 616 amino acids. NCBI's taxonomy places the organism in Eukaryota, Metazoa, Chordata, Amphibia, Anura, Bufonidae. Gene Ontology annotation, molecular function: quinone reductase (NADPH) activity; zinc ion binding; NADPH binding. The record is from RefSeq and is a predicted model, not a curated record. Gene Ontology annotation, cellular component: cytosol. The transcript has 16 exons.
GGACACGCCCCCUAGUGGUAGAAGAAGGCGACAACAGGGAAGACUGACAACAGCUGCGACCUCGCGGUGACACUGGAGGGCAGAGCGGGAGCCGCAGAGGAAAAUGGCUUACAUGGGAAGGGUCAUGCGGGCAAUUCGGGUGCUGGAGUUUGGGAAACCUGAGGUUCUGAACUUCUUUAAAGAUGUCCCAGUCCCUUCACCAGGACAGAACCAGCUUUUAAUCCGAGUGCACGCAUGUGGAGUUAACCCUGUGGACACUUACAUCAGAGCUGGCAUGCUUGAACCAAAGCCUAGGUUACCCUUCACGCCCGGUUUAGACACAUCAGGGGUAGUGGAGGAUGUUGGCAGCAGUGCCAGCUCAUUCAAGAAAGGAGAUCGCGUGUUCACCACAAAUACAAUCACGGGGGGAUAUGCGGAGUACGCCGUCGCCUCUGAAGAUACGGUCUACCAACUGCCCGAGCAGCUGAGCUUUAAGCAAGGAGCCGCCAUAUCUAUUCCAUACUUCACUGCCUACAGGGCCCUGUUUCAGAAAGCGCAGGGCAAACCCGGAGAGGUGGUCCUCGUACACGGUGCCAGUGGGGGAGUGGGGAUAGCGGCUUGUCAGAUCGCCAGGGCCUGCGGAUUCAAAGUGCUAGGCACUGCCAGCACCCCUGAAGGGUUAAACCUGGUCUUACAGAAUGGAGCCCACAAGGUGUUCAACCACAGGGAGAAGGAUUACAUCGAGAAGAUCAAGGGAAGUGUCCGUGCAGUGUCCCAGGGGGAGGCUGCAGGAGCGAGCAGGGUUAAUAUCAUCCUGGAGAUGUUGUCCAGUGUUAACCUCAGCAAGGACCUGAAACUGAUAUCGACCGGCGGCCGAGUGAUUAUCAUUGGCAGCCGAGGUUCUAGUGAAAUAGACGGCAUGGACUCGAUGCGCAAGGAGUCCAGUAUCAUCGGAGUUUCAAUUUUUAACUCUACUAAGACAAGUAUGGCUUCUGUGGGGAGGUUUAUGCGAAGUAUUCGGGUCUCGGAGUUUGGCGCGCCAGAGGUUCUGAAGCUGCUGUCUGAUGUCCCAGUGCCUUCACCAGGAGAGAACCAGGUUUUAAUUCAAGUGCGCGCGGCUGGAGUUAACCCCGUGGACACUUACAUCAGAGCCGGCGUCUAUGCCCGGAAACCCAACUUGCCUUACACACCCGGUUCUGACGUAUCAGGAAUCGUAGAGGAAGUUGGCAAAAACGUGACCACGUUUAAGAAAGGAGAUCGCGUGUUCACCACCAAUACAAUCACGGGGGGAUAUGCGGAGUACGCCGUCGCCUCUGAAGAUACGGUCUACCAACUGCCCGAGCAGCUGAGCUUUCAGCAAGGAGCCGCCAUAUCCGUUCCAUACUUCACGGCCUACAGGGCUCUGUUUCCGAAAGCGCAGGGCAAACCCGGAGAGGUGGUCCUCGUACAUGGUGCCAGUGGGGGAGUGGGGAUAGCAGCUUGUCAGAUUGCCAAGGCCUGUGGAUUCAAGGUAUUUGGGACUGCUGGCAGCCCCGAAGGAUUAAAUCUGGUUUUACAAAAUGGAGCCCACAAGGCGUUCAACCACAAGGAGAAGGAUUAUAUCGAGAAGAUCCAAGAGGCUGCAGGAGGAGAAGGGGUUAAUAUCAUCCUGGAGAUGUUGUCCAAUGUUAACCUGAGCAAUGACCUGAAACUCCUAUCAAAUGGCGGCCGAGUGAUUGUUAUUGGCUGCCGAGGUUCUAUUGAAAUUAACCCCCGAGACACAAUGGCCAAGGAGUCCAGUAUCAUCGGGUGUUCACUCUUCAGCUCCACUAAGGAUGAUUGGAAGGAGGCCUCAGCUGCCCUCUUUAAGGGGAUGGAGAGCGGAUGGCUAAAACCAUUGAUUGGGCCUGAGUAUCCAUUGGAGAAAGCCCCUCAGGCCCAUCAAGACAUCAUCCAGAACAGCGGCGCCACCGGCAAGAUGAUCUUUGUCCUGUGAGCUGUCAAUCUGAUUGACUGCGACGAUAAAUCCCAGAUGUGACAACCAACAUGGAGGAUCACCCAGUUCUUCCUCUGUUCUUUAAUGGUGCUUGAUCAAAAUCUUUAAAAACAAAAAUAAGGCCCUGAUUUAUCAUCAGGGUACUACGUGUCCAUUACUGCUAAUUUAGGGUAUGAUGACAUCUGCGGCAUGCCUGAUCCGGCACAAAUGUCGGCUGAACAAAGAAGUUGCAUGCAAUGUAUUUUGUCCAGCUGAAGUCUUGGAUUUGUGCCAGAAAGUGGCCACCGGACCCCAUUAUAGUCAAUGGAGAUCCAGUGUUAACUGUACAAUCUGACAAUUCUGUAUCCAGUGAAAUCCGGCAGGGUACUGUCUGCCAGAUCCACUGCCGCAUAUGCGACCCUACCCUGAGCAGCAGAUUCAUCAAUAAGCCUCACCUUGCUUGGUAAAUUAGGUGCACGAAGACAAUCCAGAUCCACCUUCUGCCUGAAUUAGCUGCCACCACUGCUGACGUGAACCUUCCUGAUCCACCGACGAUCAGCCUAUUUAUCAUGGAGGCCAGAAAGCCUGGAGAAGGAGCCGAAUCAACUGAGGAUUUUUUUGUGAAAAUAAUAAAAAACAAACAAAAAAAAAAA